AUGGCAUCCAUCUCCAACAACAGAUUCGAACUCCACAAACGCGUGUCUGGCAAGCAAGUGACAACCGUCUACUCGGGCAAGUGGACAAUUGAAGAAGAACGGUAUGUUUCCUUCUUGUGCCAGCAAUUCAAGGACGGAGCUCUUGAUAUCAAAGAGGGCACUACCUUGAGGAGCUUCUUGGCUGAUAAGCUAGGAUGUAAGGCAAAGAGGAUCACCAAAAAGUACGAGCGCACCGGCUACAAUGGAAAAUUGCAGUUUACCGACAAGAGGAAUACCUUGGCUCCAGCUGACCUUCAGUGGCGACGGGCCAAGUUGCAGGAGACGCAGCGCAAGUUCGUUGAAAGCCGUGAGGCCAUCAUCAUGAAUGAGCUACAAGGACCUCAACAGGACGAACGCUCCAUCAUGACCGGUGCCUUGUUUGCCGGAGGUGCUGCAGCCCACCGCGCUUUGGAUCUCCGAGAACCUCGGCAGAACAUCGGGAUGGGGUACCACAGUGCCUUGACCUCAUUGGACUUGCCAUUUCCCGCUUCUCUCGCUGCUGGCGCCUCAUCGGCAUUGAAUGCCCCACGAGCAGUCCCCAACCUGCAUCCACACAGUGGAUCGGAUAUGAUGCGGGCUAGUUUUCUGGCGGCCCAAGCUCAGCCACCAAUGGCUGCCAACCACCGCAGGCUCUCAUUCGCCAACGAAGGACUUCCAUCAUUUGCCGGUCCAUCACUAGAAGCCUUGCGAGCAGAAGAAAUGGUGCAGAGGGAACUUCGACGCACCUCUAUGGAUAGUCUGAUUUUCCGCCAAGAGGCCCUGCUGAGAGCUCGAGCCACCAUGGAAAUGAAUGCCCUGAUGCGGGGAUCAGCAGCGGCAGCAUCUGGGUCCGAAGGGGUAAACGCUGCUGCUUCUCUUGCUUCUGCAAAUAAUACGCAGACUGGUGUCCGUAUGCGCGAAGAAGAUCUGCAAACCCUAGCCCGAAAGAGGGCCCGUGUUUCAGGCACUGGUUUCCGCUUCUAG
Molecule: messenger RNA, 1002 nt
Organism: Seminavis robusta
Lineage: Eukaryota; Bacillariophyta; Bacillariophyceae; Naviculales; Naviculaceae
Source: the annotation of a GenBank genome assembly